This is a messenger RNA of Pestalotiopsis fici W106-1, 777 nucleotides long. RefSeq lists its product as uncharacterized. The record is from RefSeq and is a predicted model, not a curated record. The transcript is spliced from 3 exons. Gene Ontology annotation, molecular function: phosphatase activity. The coding region runs from base 1 to 777 and encodes 258 amino acids. Lineage: Eukaryota; Fungi; Ascomycota; Sordariomycetes; Amphisphaeriales; Sporocadaceae.
AUGGGUUCUGUACCGCCUGCCUCGUCGCUGCCGGCCCUGGCCACCAACCCAAAGGCCAUUUUCUUUACCGACUUUGACGGCACAAUUACGCUGCAGGACUCCAACGACUACAUGACGGACAACCUGGGGUUCGGCGUUGAGCUGCGGCGCCAGGGCAACCGCGACGUGCUCGAGGACAAGAAGACGUUCCGGGACUCGUUUCGCGAAAUGCUCGACAGCGUCCAGGCGCCCUUUGACGAGUGCGUGCGCACGCUGCUGGCCAACGUAAAGCUCGACCCAAAGUUUGCCGAGUUCAACAGCUGGUGCCGCGCCAACAAUGUCCCCAUUGUCGUGCUCUCGGGCGGCAUGCAGCCCGUCAUUCGCGCCCUGCUCGCUCACCUCGUCGGCGAGGAGAAUGUCAAGGGCAUGCAGAUUGUUAGCAACGAUGUGGCUCCCCGCCCUGGCAAGAGCAUCAACGACGUGGGCGGCUGGACUAUUGUCUACCACGAUGACAGCGGUUUUGGACAUGACAAGUCCCUCGAGAUUCGACCGUACGCGGCGCUGCCCGAGGGCCAGCGCCCCAUCAUGUUCUACGCCGGCGACGGCGUGUCGGACCUGUCGGCCGCAAAGGAGACGGACCUGCUAUUCGCCAAGGCCGGAAGAGAUCUCGUCUCAUACUGUGACCGAGAAAAGGUGCCGUACACCGUCUUCAACGACUUUGGCGAUAUCCACAAGGUCGUCAAGAGCGUUCUUGAUGGUGAGAUCACCGUCCAGCAGGCUGCCGUCAACAAGUCAUAA